AUGACAGAGUGGGAAGGAAUGUUGAUGUAGAGAAAUGAAGAAAGGGAUUGCUCUAUAUCAAUUUGAACUUUUUAUAGAGUAAAAUACGCCCAUUCUAAAUACGCGAUUCUUAAUUUUUUAAUUUUAAAGUUUGUAAAUAAAAAUAGAAAGAACUUUCUUUACAAUACAAAAAAUGGCAAGAACUUCCCUUACAAAUCAAAAAAUGGCAAGAACUUCCUUUACAAAACGAAAAAUGGCAAGAACUUUCUUUACAAAACGAAAAAUGACAAGAACUUUCUUUACAAAACAAAAAAUGGCAAGAAAUUUCUUUACAAAACAAAAAAUGGCAAGAACUUUCUUUACAAAACGAAAAAUGGCAAGAACUUUCUUUACAAAGCAAAAAAUAACAAAAACUUUCUUUACAAAACAAAAGCAUCUACUUAUCAUAUAACUUUUCACCCGCAGUCUGCACAACCAUAACAUAGCUUAUUACCAUUAUAAUGCCAAGAACUUUACAAAACCAAAAAUUUGCAUGAACUUUCUUUACAAAAUGCUUUUCACCGCAUAACUUGUAACCUGCAGCCUUUGCACUACCAUAACACAGCUUAUUAUCAUCAUAAUGGUAGUGAGUUUCUUUACAAAAAACACAAUAACAAGAAAUUCCUUUACAACUCAAAAAAUGGCAAGAAAUUUGUUUACAGAACAAGCAAUGGCAAGAACUUUCUUUACGAAAUAAAAAAUGACAAAAAGUUUUAUGAAACAGAAAAUGGCAACAACUUCCUUUUAAAAAUUUUUAAAAAAUCAAGAAAACAUUAAUUUUCUAAAAAAAUAUUUUCAGACAACUAGUCCAAUCAUCCGACCAAGAGCUCCAGAAUCUACGGCAAAACGCUAAUGAUUCCGAAAUCAUCAAAGGUUUGGAAGAUCGGCUUCAAAAAGCAACGAAAGAAGCCGAUCUAGAACGCCAAAAGCUAUCAGAGCUUCGGCUAGCCAAAGAAAAAACUGAAGAAAAACUUCAGACUCUUCAAAACUCGCUACGUCAAUCUGAAAACGACAAAAAUGAACUUUUGGCCAAACUUCAAAAACUUGAAAAAGAAAUGACAUUAAAAAAAGAAGCUGAACAAGCCAAGGAAAAAAUGAUCAAAGAAAAAGAAGAACAAAUAGAACAAAUGAAAGAAAAAGAAGCCCAUAAUAUAGAAAAGAUAACAAAAUAUGAAGAAACUAAAGAAGAAUAUAAUGCCAUUUCAAAUGCAUUAAACCAAAUUGCCAGUACGUUGCAAGUAGCUCCAGAAUUAUCAAAAAUACUAUCAGAGUUAGCGCAACGUUCCACCAGAUUAAGCACUUUAGAACGACAGUUAGCUGAAGGUGUUCAAAAUGAAAAAUCAAUAGUCGAGAUGAAACAAGACAUUGAUAAAUUGAGAAAAGAAAAAGAGGCAAAUAUGAAGAAGUUAGAUGAAGCUACAAGCAGUUGUAACGAGCUGAGUACGAGGAUAGAAAAGAUGAGUACGGAGAAGAAGGAUGAAGUUGUGUUUUUGAAUAAUGAAGUCAAUCGGUGAGUAUAACAUAAAUUGUUAAGAAUUGGCCGUUAAAACUAAGCCUAUUUAAUCCAAGCCUACUAAGCCUUAGCCUACUAAGCCUAAACCUACUAAGCCUAAGCCUACUAAGCCUAAGCCUACUAAGCCUAAGCCUACUAAGCCUAAACCUACUAAGCUUAAGCCUACUAAGCCUAAGCCUAAGCCUACUAAGCCUAAGCCUACUAAGUCUAAGUCUCCUAAGCCUAAGCCUACUAAGGCUAAACCUACAAAGCCUAAGCUUACUAAGUCUUAGCCUACUAAGCCUAAACGCACUAAACCUAAGUUUACUAAUCCUAAGCCUACUAAGCCCAAACCUCAAAAACCUGACUAAAUUGUAAGCCUAUUCAAACUUUGAAAUUGCCCAGUACAUGAGCCCAACCUUAGAAAACUUAAUUUAUCUGACACGCAAUGAACAAUAAAUUCUUUCGGUGUUACAUAAUUCUAAGAGAUUAUCUAUCAUAGCCUUAGAGAAAUUGCAAGGAAUCGUGUUGCGCAACGUUUCUUAUGUAAUAUGUACGGUUUUAUGUCAUACUUGCCUCGAUGUAAAACGACCCAACAAAUGACUGCGAGUGCUGGGAUUUGGCUUGUUUUUCUGCGAGGGAUCAGCUUUUAUAUGCCAUGAAAUUUUUUGUGCUCUGGUGAUAAGAAAGUCAGUCCUAGUCUUAUAAAAAAUCAUUAAGCCUAUAAGUGUUAUGCUAAGCCUAAGCUGAAGCCUAAGAUAAAGCCUCACCUGACGCCUAAGCCUUAGCCUUAGCCUUAGUCUUAGCAUUAGCCUUAGCCUUAGCCUUAGCCUUAGCCUUAGCCUUAGCCUUAGCCUUAGCCUUAGCCUUAGCCUUAGCCUUAGCCUUAGCCUUAGCCUUAGCAUUAGCCUUCGCCUUAGCUCUAGCUCUAGAUUAAGCUCUAGCUUCAGCCCUAGCCUAAGGACUAGCCGAAGCACCAGCCUAGGCACUAGCCUAAGCACUAGCCUAAGCACUAGCCUAAGCUUCCGCCUAAGCUUACGCCUAAGCUUUCGCCUACGCCCUACUUUAAGCUUUACCCUAAAGUAUAGUCUGAGACCUAAGCCUUUUUCUAAGCUUUAAUCUGAUAGGUUCUAAACCUAAAGUUACAAAAUGUGCUUCAAUUUUUUUAAUUUUCAAAAUUUUCAGUUUAAAAUCCCGUGAGCUAGACCUCGAACAAGACCUGGACCGUUUCAAGAGAUCCGAGCAAUCGCUGAGCGAGCGUUUAAAGGCCGCCGAACUGGACUUGUCGCGCAAAAACAAUGUGGACACAGUGGCUAUCGACAAGAUCAAUAUGUUGGAAAGUGAUCUCGAGGAAAUGGGAAAACAGAACUCAGUUUUAAGGGAGAAGGCAUUGACCGAACAGAAACGAUUCGACGACGAAAUGAGAAAUGUAAGGUCUUUCGACGCCAUAAUGAACGUAUUUUACAAAAAGAAAAAGAGUUUUGGUUUGUAAAGAAAGUCCUUGCCAUUUUUCGAUUUGUAAAGAAAGUUUUUUCCCGUUUUUUGUUCUGUAAAGAAAAUUUUUGCCAUUUUAUGUUUUGUAAAGAAAGUUCUUGCUAUUUGUACCAAAAUAAUCUGUUUUAAAGUUUUUGCAGACUGCGCGUGACAAGUUAUACGAUUAAAGUUGUUUUUUGAUUUAUAAAGAAAUUUCUUGUUAUUGUUCAUUAACCCCGUUUCGUAUUUUACAAAAAACAUACUAGUUAUUUACCGUAAUGUAAUAUUGUUUUGUGAACCAGUUAAUAACCGACGUAAUUGCACGAAUUAUGUCAUGUAGCCCACUUGACGUCGCUUAUAUUAAAAGCGUUUUCUGUUUACAAGGGCUACUUUACUGUGUAGAUAACUAACUACACGUUUAUUUUUGAUUUCUUUGAAACCUUUUUUUUCUUUUUUUAAAGGUAUUUUUAAUCAUUAAAAAUGGCAAAAAAAAAGCUUUUCAUCGUAUAACUUGUCACAUGCAGCCUGCAAAUCCGAGAACUAGCUUGUAUUGAUAUAAAUGGCAAGAACUUCCUUUACAUAAUAAAAAAUAGCAAGAACUUUCUUUACAGAACAAGAAACCGCAAAAAUUUUCUUUACAAAACAAAAAAAUUCUUGACUUUUGUAUUUUACCUUAUAAAAACCAUGUUUGUCAUUUUUUGUUUUGUAAAGAAAGUUCUUGCCAUUUUUUGUUUUGUAAAAAAAGUUCUUGCCAUUUUUUGUUUUGUAAAGAAAGCUAUUACCAUUUUUCCCAAAGAUACUUACUUUCUAUAUUGUUUUAGAUGCGUGAUGAAAUGAUAGAGAACAUCCGCCGAUUGAGCGACCUGCUCGAAGCCGAGUCGAAACGCCUUCAAACGGCCAAUUCAGAACGUGAAACGCUGGCAAAAGAAGCCCAGAAUCUGAAGAAUGCCCUAAAUGAACAAAAGAAGCUUCUGGAACAAAAAGCGGAUUCAGAAUCCAAAACUCCAAAGACUGAUUCUGGACUCAAAGCACGAUGCGAAGAGUUGAUGAGAGAGAACGCGGAAUUAGCGGCCGAUUUAUUGAAAAAAGAGCGAAAUGGUACUGAUGGUACUUUGAGAGAAAUGGAACAUAAAUAUAUGAGUGAGGCUCAGAGUUGGCGAAAGGAAAGGAUGGCUUUAGAGAAUCAAAUUGAGGAAUUGAAGAAUGAAUUGAAUAGGUAUGAAGAUCAAAAAAUCAUACUUGUGCUAGUUUUAGCAUUGAAAAAUCGUAUUGUAAACCAGUUUUAGCCUAAGAACAUCAAAGAUAAUAGAUCAGUGAAAAAUGGUAAAAUAAGGUUGCACGGCCAAAAUGCAUAAUAUUUAACGUUUUUUGCCCAUAAAUUUCACGUUUCUGACCCAUAAAUAGGGGUGAGAAACGGGCCGUCUAGGCCCGGCCUUGAGCUAAAAUUGAAACGGGCCGGGCCUGAAAAUUGGGCCCGGGCCCGAAAAAAAAAUUUUUUAAUUUUUAAAAAUUUUCUAUUUUAAUCCCCGUUGAUGUUUUUUGAUUUUAUUGGGUACCAUGAUACAUAAAUGACCUAAUAAAAGAACAAUGCAAAGCCAAAUUUCCGUUUAUUUUUUAAGUUUUAAAAUUUUUAAAAUUUUUAAAACGGGCCGGGCCAAGAACUUUUCUGACCGGGCCGGGCCGGCCUGAGAGAAAAUUGAAAACGGGCCGGGCCCAAACGUUGGGCCCCGGGCCUGGGCCGGGCCUUAAAAGUGGGCCCGGCCCGGCCCUUUUCUCACCCCUACCCAUAAAGUUUGUCAGCUUGUUAAAUGCAUAAAAUUUAACGUUUCUUCUCCAUAAAUUUCACGUUUGCAUCCAUAAACUUCGUUUGCUUGCUAAAUGCAUAAAAUUUAACGUUUUGUGUCCAUAAACCCAUUUACUUUGGUAAAAAAACGUCACGAAAGGCAAAGUGAACGUGCAAUUUGAAGAUAGCGCAAAUUUAAGUUAGAGAGCAAAAGAAAAACAAGAAAAGACCACGAUUUUUGAGGAAAAAAUGUCUGGAAGCGCGACAAACCCAACCAUAAAACAAGUGACACAUGAAGCUGGGAUAUAAAAGCGAGGCCGGCUUUACUCACAGUGUUCAUUCCAAAUGGACAUAUACUAAAAUUGGAACAAUACAGAGAAGAUUAGCAUGGCCCCUGCGCAAGGAUGACACGCAAAUUCGUGAAGCGUUCCAAAUUUUUUGUCAAAUUUUGAAGUUUUUUAUAAUUUUUAAAAAAUUUAAAAUUCUACCCUACCCUACUGUAUCCUACCCUAAUAUUACAUUAAAAACCCCUCUUUUCAGCCUCAACAAUCCGAAGCCAAAGCCACGAAAAAUCAAUGGCUACUCCACGUUGCCUUCUCAUCCUUCCAUCCCAGCCAGUGAAACCUCGUCGGCCGAUGAAAGUACAGUAACCUUGGGUUCAAAUGGAACUUCGGAUAAUGUUCAUGCUGAAGUUGAACGUCAGAAGAGGUUGAUUAAUGUGUUGAGAAGGAAGCUACAACACCAACAAAUUGAACGAUUUCAACAGAGUCGAAGCUUCUGUGCUACUAUAAAGUAG
This is a messenger RNA of Bursaphelenchus okinawaensis, 5562 nucleotides long. NCBI's taxonomy places the organism in Eukaryota, Metazoa, Nematoda, Chromadorea, Rhabditida, Aphelenchoididae. The record is from the annotation of a GenBank genome assembly.